AAACAACAUCAACAAAAUAGGCAAAGACACCUUCAAAGUGCUAUUCGUAACCGAACUAUCAUGAUGCUUCUACCAAUGCAAAGGACUACAAGUGCUGCAUGUAGCGCUGCUGUUUAUCUGGCGGCGCUUGUCUGUUUUCUCCAUACGGUUCCAGUAGUGUCAUUUCAUGUGGUUUCUCCGCCCCCUACCCAAAACCAACUAUUCAAUCCAAUUGCGAAAUGUCUGACAUGCUUGCACAUGGCUUUCGACGAUGAAGCCGACGAUGAUGAGCCAGAAACGACGGAUCCAACCGGUCCACAGUCCGUCAAUGUUCUCGGCACACCGCUGAAACCUUGCUGCACUGACGUCGGAGGGAGUGGUAUCGGAACAGGUUUCUACCGAAAUGGAUACUGCAGUACGGGGGAGCAAGACUUGGGACGUCACACCGUCUGUGUACAGGUUACGGACGACUUCUUGCAAUUUUCCCAAGCUGUCGGGAACGACUUGAGUACACCUGUGCCGCAGUAUAUGUUUCCGGGCCUCAAGGAGGGAGAUAUCUGGUGCCUCUGUGCGCAACGAUGGGCACAAGCCUAUCAAAAUGGCAAGGCACCCAAACUCUUCUUGCAAGCCACUCACGAAAAGACUUUGGACUUUGCCUCUUUUGAAGUUCUAAGAGAAUUUGCAUUGGAUAAAGAAGAGGCUGAUCAACGUCUUGAUGAUCUGAAUGAACAACGUGAAAGGUUGAAGAAACUAUUGGACUAAUCGGACGACUGCCAUGAAGGAGAAGCAGACUUUGCUUUCAUUGGGUUUCACUGCUGACAAUCAAUCCGCAGUAAUUGACAAGAACAGGAUCUGACUUCAAACGGGAUAAAGAGGCCCGAGCAGGCUGUAUUCCGUUGGACUGAUGUCCAAUUGUAUUUUCCAGCGUUUCUCGAUUUCUUACAUUAUGACAAACAUAUUUAAAAAAAUGCAAGUACCUGGUACUCUAGUACUCAGAAUUGACUUUGAUCGCAUUUCUGGCCUG
Molecule: messenger RNA, 1003 nt
Organism: Seminavis robusta
Lineage: Eukaryota; Bacillariophyta; Bacillariophyceae; Naviculales; Naviculaceae
Source: the annotation of a GenBank genome assembly